Messenger RNA from Cajanus cajan (pigeon pea), 3885 nucleotides. RefSeq names its product MEI2-like protein 1 (gene ML1). Lineage: Eukaryota; Viridiplantae; Streptophyta; Magnoliopsida; Fabales; Fabaceae. Gene Ontology annotation, molecular function: RNA binding. The record is from RefSeq and is a predicted model, not a curated record.
UUUAAUUAAAGCCAACUAACACACUUUUUCUCUCUCUCCUUUCUUCUCUCUUUCUCUCUUUCUCUGUCACAAGUCUCAAAACUCUGUUCUUGCCUUGUCUGAUUCUCUCUGAACCACACACCGUUACCGGCGAGCUUAAUCUCGCCGGAAAAUUGCCCUACGCUGGCCGGAAUCUGCAACCUUUUUGACUUUAGCUCUGAAUUCCGAUUCUGUUUUCCCUCUCUUGUAUUUUUUUUGUACCCUUGACUCUUCAAAAACAACCAAACGUAAAAAAGAAUUUGUUUUUCUUCUUUUUAUCUUGGGCUGAGAUUUCUGGGUAAGCAAUGCAGAGAGAGUGAUGAGAUUUUUUAGAAAAAAAAUGAGAUCCUAUUUCUGAAUUCCUUAUGUUAUAGACCUCUUUCAAGAUUCAAUUUUUUCUUCCUCUCCGUGUUCCCUUUCAAAAGUUUCGUAUGAGAAGGUGGUUGAAUUCCGUGGAGAAAAACAGGAAGAAAGAUUUUGGAUUUUUUGUGUGUUUAAAUUGAGGAUGAGUAGAGCCCGAGGAAGCUAGCAAGUGGGGAUUUUUUGAGCAAUAUUACUAUUUUUCCAGUUUCCAAAUUCACUGGACGGAGCCUGCAGGAUGCCUUUUCAAAUCAUGGAUCAGAGGGGUGUUUCAGCUUCAUCCCAUUUUUUUGAUGACAUUUCCUUUCGUUCUGAGAGGAAUGUUGGAUUACGAAAGCCAAAAUCCAUUAAUGACCAUUACCCACAAGGAAGCAAUGGAAUGGUAGCAUCACCUGGCACCAUUUUGAAUGCUACACCACCCAUUGAUGUAAAUGCAAAAUCUGGCUUGCUGAUGUCACAGGCUAGUCUACCUGGGGUUAAUAUAGAUUCCAAGGAAUCGUCUCAUUAUCGUCCCAGAUCAUUGUCUGAUGCAUGUCUGCAUUCAGCACCUACCUCACAUGGUUUAAUUGGAAGCAAGAUUGUGACCAAUGCUGCCCCUUGUGAAAGUAGUUUAUUCUCUAGCUCCAUGUCUGAGAUAUUUAGCCAAAAGUUAAGGUUAUUUGGGAAUGAUGUUCUGUCUGAUCAGCCCAUUACUGCGGGUUCUCAUCCUGAAGAAGAACCAUAUAAAUCUCUUGAAGAAAUGGAAGCUGACACUAUAGGGAAUCUCCUACCUGAUGAAGAUGAUCUGUUUUCUGGUGUUGUUGAUGAGUUAGGAUGCAGUUCUCAUGCCAUAACAAAUGAUGAUUUUGAAGAUUUUGAUCUGUUUAGCAGUGGUGGAGGCAUGGAGAUGGAAGGAGAUGAACAUUUAAGUUCAGGAAAAAGAUUGAGUGGUCUCGAUGGUGAUUUUGGUUUCUUUGGAGGUUGUAAAGGAAAACUUCCUUUUGGUGAACAGCCUUCUAGAACACUUUUUGUUAGAAACAUUAAUAGCAAUGUAGAAGACUCUGAGCUAAAGGCUCUCUUUGAGCAAUAUGGAGAUAUCCGAACCAUUUAUACAGCUUGUAAGCAUCGCGGGUUUGUUAUGAUUUCUUAUCAUGAUCUAAGGGCAGCACAAAAUGCAAUGCAAGCACUUCAAAAUAGGACAUUGAGAUCUAGGGAACUUGAUAUACAUUAUUCAAUUCCAAAGGUCAAUGCUCCAGAAAAGGAUAUUGGCCAUGGCACACUGAUGUUAUCUGGACUUGAUUCAUCCAUUUUAAAUGAUGACCUUAAACAGAUUUUUGGAUUUUAUGGAGAAAUUAAAGAAAUCUAUGAAUAUCCAGAAAUGAAGCAUCACAAAUUUAUAGAGUAUUAUGAUGUCCGAGCUGCUGAAGCUGCUCUCCGUGCACUGAACAAGAUUGACAUUGCUGGGAAGCAGAUCAAGCUUGAACCUGGCCAUCCAAGUUUGAUGCACCAGUCUAAGGGGCAAGAUGAGCGAGAUCUUGGUCAAAGUAUUAUUGACAACUUAUCAUUAAGACAAAAGGCAACAGUGUCUUCUGGAGUAAUUGGAUCUGGCUGCUUGGAAAAUGGAUAUAAUCAGAGAUUUCAAUCUACAGUUCGACAACCUUUGAAUACAUUUAUUGAUAAUGCAUUCAUUCAUGCGAAUUCUGGCAUUCACAACACUGUGAGAGGGGCAUCUGCACCUAGUUCAAGAUUUCAUCCUCAUUCAUUACCUGAGUAUCGUGACAGUUUAGCUAAUGGUAGUCCUUAUAACUUCUCUAGCUCCAUUAGCAACAUGGCUAACAAUAUAGGUGCUGGAGCAACAGAAGCCUCUGAUGGCAGGCAUAUUCAGGGAAUGAGCUCAUCUGGGAGCAUAGCAGAGUUUAAUGCGGGAGGAAAUGGGAUACGCCCACCUCAUGGACUUUAUCAUAUGUGGAAUGGCUCCAGUUUGCAACAGCAACCAUCAUCAAGUACCAUGCUUUGGCAGAAAUCGGCAUCAUUUGUUAAUGAUGCUUGUCCUCCAGGCAUUCCACAGAUGUCAAGUUUUGCUAGAACACCGCCUCAUAUGCUGAGAACACCACAUAUGGACCAUCAUGUUGGAUCAGCACCAGUUGUUACAGCCUCACCCUGGGAAAGGCAAAAUUCUUACUUGGGAGGAUCCCCUGAGGCUUCUGGUUUUCGCUUGGGUUCUCUAGGAAGUGGAGGAGGUUUUCAUGGUUCCUGGCAAUUUCGUCCACUGGAUUUUCCUUCUCACAAUGUGUUUUCUCAUGUUGGUGGGAAUGGCACUGAUCUAGCAUCCACUGCUGGACAGAACUCUCCUAAGCAGAUAUCUCAUGUUUUCCCUGUGAGGCAUCCCAUGUCUUCAAUGUCAAAGUUCGAUGCUACCAGUGAACGAAUGAGAAACCUUUAUCACCGUAGAAAUGAAGCAAGCCCCAACAAUGUGGAUAAAAAACAAUAUGAACUCGACUUGGGUCGCAUAUUGCGUGGGGAAGACAGCCGGACUACACUUAUGAUAAAAAAUAUUCCCAACAAAUAUACUUCAAAGAUGCUUCUUGCUGCCAUAGAUGAGCAAUGUAAGGGAACUUAUGAUUUUCUGUAUUUACCGAUUGAUUUCAAGAACAAAUGUAAUGUUGGCUAUGCCUUCAUAAACAUGAUUGAUCCUGGUCAAAUUAUUCCUUUCCACCAGGCUUUUGAUGGGAAAAAAUGGGAGAAGUUUAAUAGUGAAAAAGUAGCCUCACUUGCAUAUGCCCGAAUUCAAGGAAAAGCUUCUCUUAUAGCUCAUUUCCAGAACUCAAGCCUGAUGAACGAAGACAAACGAUGCCGUCCUAUUCUCUUCCAUACAGAUGGUCCAAAUGCUGGUGAUCCGGAGCCAUUCCCCAUGGGUGCCAAUAUUAGACUGAGACCUGGAAAAUCUCGCACCGGUGGCAACGAUGGCCAAGGGAGUCCGUCAACUUUGGAAAGUGGAGAAGAGUGUGCUAAUGGGAUAGACCCUUCAAGAAACUCUUAACUGAUCUAGCCUUCCUUGGGCACUAACUGUUCAAUAUUGCACCAUAAUGUCCCCAUGUCUGUAUAUUGACAUUUUCUUAGAGCCAGCAUGGAAAAGGGGCUCACAAUUUUUUUGCCUAUAGAGGAGCCUUAAACACAAGUUUUUUGAGGCUUAGGUACAUAACCAGAAUCAAGUCACUGAUUGUAGUAACAUUCUGUAAUUUCCUAAAUUUUUGCAUGGAGUCCUUCUACCUUCUCACAAUUUAGAGAAUGGCUUAACUGAAGCUCAAAUUUUUUGUUAGCUGUGAAGGGACGAUGUCACCACCAUGUGCAUUAAGUUCCCUUCAGAAUUGCGGGGUUCAAAGGAACUAUUGUGGAUUGUGUUUCAUUAUUGUUGUCAUGUUGUUCAUAUGUAUUUUUUUAAAUUUUUUUUAAAAAAAUUCUGGGGCGUUUGUGCCCUUAAGGGAUCAAUUUUUGUCUAUAAAAAGUGAUUAAGUGAAUGUUGAGGAA